Molecule: messenger RNA, 3688 nt
Organism: Arvicanthis niloticus (Nile rat)
Lineage: Eukaryota; Metazoa; Chordata; Mammalia; Rodentia; Muridae
Source: RefSeq, a predicted model, not a curated record
CGAGGCGCAGAGAGCAGGCUGGGGCAGUCCUCCCCGAGAUGGCGGGUCUGACAGCGGCAGUCCCGCAGCCUGGCGUCUUGCUGAUCCUCUUGCUCAACCUCCUCCAUCCCGCGCAGCCUGGAGGGGUUCCCGGAGCUGUGCCUGGUGGAGUUCCUGGUGGAGUCCCCGGUGGAGUCUAUUAUCCAGGGGCUGGUAUCGGAGGCCUGGGAGGAGGAGCUCUGGGACCAGGAGGAAAACCACCUAAGCCAGGUGCCGGACUUCUGGGACCAUUUGGAGCAGGUCCUGGAGGACUUGCAGGUGCUGGCCCCGGUGCAGGUCUUGGGGCCUAUCCUGCAGGCACCUUCCCAGGGGCAGGAGCUCUGGUGCCCGGGGGAGCAGCAGGGGCUGCUGCAGCUUAUAAAGCUGCCGCCAAAGCUGGAGCUGGGCUUGGUGGCGUUGGCGGAGUUCCAGGUGGUGUUGGAGUUGGCGGAGUCCCUGGUGGCAUUGGAGUUGGCGGAGUUCCUGGUGGCGUUGGAGUUGGUGGAGUUCCUGGUGGUGUUGGUGGUAUUGGUGGCAUCGGUGGCUUAGGAGUCUCAACAGGUGCUGUGGUGCCUCAAGUUGGAGCUGGCGUCGGGGCUGGAGGAAAGCCUGGGAAAGUUCCUGGCGUUGGUAUUCCAGGUGUAUACCCAGGUGGAGUGCUCCCAGGAACAGGAGCUCGGUUCCCCGGUGUGGGGGUACUCCCUGGAGUUCCCACUGGCACAGGAGUCAAAGCCAAGGUUCCAGGUGGAGGUGGUGCUUUUUCUGGAAUCCCAGGGGUUGGGCCCUUUGGGGGUCAGCAGCCUGGUGUCCCACUGGGUUAUCCCAUCAAAGCACCAAAGCUGCCAGGUGGCUACGGACUGCCCUAUACCAAUGGGAAACAGCCCUAUGGAGUGGCUGGUGCAGGGGGCAAAGCCGGUUACCCAACAGGGACAGGGGUCGGAUCCCAGGCGGCGGCGGCAGCAGCUAAAGCAGCAAAGUAUGCAGGUGCUGGAGGAGCUGGAGUCCUCCCUGGUGUUGGAGGGGGUGGCAUUCCUGGUGGUGCUGGCACAAUCCCUGGGAUUGGAGGCAUUGCAGGCGCUGGAACUCCUGCAGCAGCUGCGGCUGCAAAGGCUGCUGCAAAGGCUGCUAAGUAUGGAGCUGUUGGAGGCUUAGUACCUGGUGGACCAGGAGUUAGGGUCCCAGGUGUUGGUGGCAUCCCAGGUGUUGGUGGCAUCCCAGGUGUUGGUGGCAUUCCAGGUGUUGGUGGCAUCCCAGGUGUUGGUGGCAUUCCAGGUGUUGGUGGCAUUCCAGGUGUUGGUGGCAUUCCAGGUGUUGGUGGUAUUCCAGGUGUUGGCAUCCCAGGUGUUGGGGCCCCUGGUAUCGGAGGUCCAGGCAUUGGGGGUGGACCAGGGCCUGUGCCACCAGCUGCAGCUGCUAAAGCUGCUGCCAAAGCUGCCAAAUAUGGAGCCAGAGGUGGAGUUGGCAUCCCGACGUACGGGGUUGGAGCUGGUGGCUUUCCUGGCUAUGGUGUUGGAGCUGGAGCCGGACUCGGAGCAGGUGCAAGCCCAGCUGCUGCUGCUGCCGCCGCCGCUGCCAAAGCUGCCAAGUAUGGUGCUGGAGGAGCCGGAGCCCUGGGAGGCCUGGUACCAGGUGCAGUGCCAGGUGCAGUGCCAGGUGCAGUGCCAGGUGCAGUACCAGGUGCAGUGCCAGGUGCAGUGCCAGGUGCAGUGCCAGGAGCAGUACCAGGUGCAGUGCCAGGCACUGGUGGAGUGCCAGGAGCAGGUACCCCUGCAGCUGCAGCUGCUGCUGCCGCCGCCAAGGCAGCCGCCAAAGCAAGCCAGUAUGGUGGUUUGGGCCCUGGUGUUGGUGGGGGUCCCGGUGGAAUUGUCCCUGGUGCUAUUAAUGGUAUUGUAGCUCCUCCUCGUGUUGGCGUAAUCAGUGGUCUUGGAGGAGCAGCUGCUGCCAAAUCUGCUGCCAAGGCAGCUGCCAAAGCCCAGUACAGAGCUGCUGCUGGGCUUGGAGCCGGUGUCCCUGGAUUUGGGGCUGGUGCUGGUGUCCCUGGAUUUGGGGCUGGUGCUGGUGUCCCUGGACUUGGGGUUGGUGCUGGUGUCCCUGGAUUCGGGGCUGGAGCAGUACCUGGAUCCCUGGCUGCAUCCAAAGCCGCCAAAUAUGGAGCAGGGGGUGGCCUUGGAGGGCCUGGAGGUCUCGGUGGGCCUGGAGGUCUCGGUGGGCCUGGAGGACUCGGUGGGCCUGGAGGACUCGGUGGGGGUGGUGUUCCCGGUGGAGUAGCAGGAGCUGCACCUUCUGCUGCUGCUGCUGCCAAAGCUGCUGCUAAGGCUGCCCAGUACGGCCUUGGUGGAGCUGGUGGACUGGGAGCUGGAGGACUGGGAGCUGGAGGACUGGGAGCUGGAGGACUGGGAGCCGGUGGACUGGGAGCCGGUGGACUGGGAGCCGGUGGAGCCAUCCCUGGUGCUGCAGGCCUUGGAGGUGUGUCCCCUGCUGCAGCUGCUAAGGCAGCCAAAUAUGGUGCUGCUGGCCUCGGAGGUGUCCUAGGAGCCAGGCCGUUCCCAGGUGGAGGAAUUGCAGCAAGACCUGGCUUUGGGCUUUCUCCUAUUUACCCAGGUGGUGGUGCUGGGGGCCUGGGAGUUGGUGGAAAACCACCGAAGCCCUAUGGAGGAGCCCUGGGAGCCCUGGGAUACCAAGGUGGGGGCUGCUUCGGGAAAUCUUGUGGCCGGAAGAGGAAGUGAUCUUCUGGGGACCCCUGACUCGCGACCUCAUCAACGUUGGUGCUACUGCUUGGUGGAGAAUGUAAACCUUCUAUGACCCCCCCCCACUCCAUCCCCCUGGCCCCUACCUGGGAGGGGACAGCAGGCCAGUGGCCUUGGAAACCCACAAGACAAGGAAAUCAGACAGCAGCAGCCAUGUACCCCUAACCAGAAACUUCCCCCUACAUCAGAGGCCACGGCGGGUGUCCCAUCUCUUCCCACCAAGGAGCUCCCCCACACAGUCUCCAUCUCCAAGGGAAAUUGGUGCUACAUGUUGGUGCUUCUUCUUCGUGGGGGGAGGGAGGCGGGAAGGGUAUCCCAGGGGGACUCCUCCCUUCCCUGAAGCCCCUCUAUUAAGAUGGUGCACAUCUUUAUUGGGCAGUCCCACCUCCCACUGCCCACCAGGUGCCAUUCCUGGCUGCAUCCCAUUGGUACCCAAGUACCGGAAGCCUUGAUGUUGGAUUUGGUGACAUGAUCCCUCUCUCUUUGGGUCCCCCUUGUCCCUGUCUCCUAUUAACAAUAGCUACUUCCCACAUCUGGGACACCGUGGAGUCAGACGGCUCCCCACACUGGGAAUAGCUCCCUUGUUCUUGCGGAAUCCACCUGCCAACCACCCACUCACCUACUCAUCCAUCCAUCCAUCCAUUCGUCCGUCCAUCCAUCCCAACUGCCUAGUGGCACUAAGCUGGCUGGGCACACCCACUUAUCAACCUGGUCCACCUGUCAUGGCAGCCUGUUCCCACCCCCGCCACACACCCCGAUGCUGGCCUAGGGUGCAAAGGGUUGUGCGGUCUGGUCCUCCCCACAUGCAGUACUGUAACCCCCAUCCUCCCUGGAGCCACUCUCUUACAGAGCAUGUCUCACCACCCCACCUCUUUGUGUUUCGCUGUGAUAGAUCAAUAAAAUAUUUUAUUUUUUGUCCUGGA